This is a messenger RNA of Suillus paluster, 1265 nucleotides long. RefSeq lists its product as uncharacterized. NCBI's taxonomy places the organism in Eukaryota, Fungi, Basidiomycota, Agaricomycetes, Boletales, Suillaceae. The coding region runs from base 102 to 824 and encodes 240 amino acids. The transcript has 7 exons. The record is from RefSeq and is a predicted model, not a curated record.
CCUUAAUGAGUUCGCCACAUUGAUGAGCCGGUCAGCGACUGCCUCAUUGAAACGAGUUCAGAUAUAAUUAUGCCCAUCUCCCGUAGUUCCAUCGUACCACCAUGAUUGCGCAUCAGGAUGACGAGGAGAUUCCUCUUCUCCAACGCCCAGAGCAGGGCAAUGGCCAAGACGCCUCUGCCAUGGCACCAAUUAUGGAUCAUAUUAGACAUUGGCGUGACCCACGGGGACGAAUCCCAGGUUGGAUACUACUACGUCAACUAUCUGAUCGCAUUGGGCGGAAGCCCUUGAUACUAACUGCUUUAUUCACGAUAGCGGUGACGAUGUUGUCGUUUGGGCUGUCAAAACUUUUCUCGGUCUGCUGGUCAGUCGCGUUAUCUGCGGGGCAUUUAAUGGCAUACAGAUAUAUGCCACUCCCAUGGAUGUCAGCAGCUGUAAUUGGAGCAUUUGCUGGGGGAUCGCUCUCCCGACCAGCAGACAGAUUCCCCGAGAUCUUUGGGCAAUCAGAACUCCUGAAAACAUUACCCAUAUCUCUUGUCAUGCGCUGUUCCAGCAUUUUUUGCCUCGACGGCUUGGCUACUCACGUGUUUCUAUCUCAAAGAGGUGAGCGUGAUUUUGAAACAUCUUAUCUGAAUCCCACUAACACUAUGCGCGGAAAACGAGAGCGUUUCUACCAGGGCACCUCCUUGGGAGCUAAUCAGAGAAUGGCUCUUGGGACAAUCAUAUACAAAGCCUUCCAUACCAUCGAGCAAUGCUCUGGACCAGUUCUGGGGAAGCAAACUCCGAAGAAGUCUCAUCAAAGCCGGUUGCAAUGCGCGCCUUGCUGACUCCUAAAGGUCCUGAUCGUAACAGCAAGUUAUGGCACCAUGAUGCUCUUGUAUACCGCACUUUACUCGAUUCUACUUCUUUUCUAUGCGACGCCGAUUGAACUCGGUGGUCUUUCCCUUGACCCUCCCCGCAUUGGUGCUAUAUUUGCGAUAUCAGGUUUUACCCAUGGCACAUUCCAGCUACUUUUCUACACUCGCUUAUAUGAUCGCUUUGGUGCAUACGCCAUUAAUGUCGCCGGUCUUGGCUCCAUCAUUCCUGUGAUAAUUUUAUUACCGGUAAUGAAUGCUCUCGCUCGAGUCCAUGGUGUGGGUUGGGCGGUGUGGUUGUUCAUUGGCGUUCAAUUUGCGCUGAUAAUUCUCUUCUCCAUGUGCGACUCUUGCAUGGCAUUUUUUAUUAGAGCAGCUGCUCCCAAUAGCGCCUCGCUUGGAGCAACCAAUGGA